Molecule: messenger RNA, 1392 nt
Organism: Dioszegia hungarica
Lineage: Eukaryota; Fungi; Basidiomycota; Tremellomycetes; Tremellales; Bulleribasidiaceae
Product: beta-glucosidase 1A
Exons: 9
Coding region: 1-1392 (463 amino acids)
Biological process (GO): carbohydrate metabolic process
Molecular function (GO): beta-glucosidase activity
Source: RefSeq, a predicted model, not a curated record
AUGCCAUUCCGCAAGGACUUUCUCUGGGGUUUCGCUACUGCCUCUGCGCAGAUCGAGGGUGGGGGUGCUGAGUCCGAGGCAGCGUCGGGCAGGGGUCCAUCUAUUUGGGACAAGUACUGCGAAACGCCCGGCAAGAUCGAGGAUGGUUCGCAUGUCAACAAGACCUGCGCUCAUCUUGACAACUACAAGGAGGAUGUUGCCCUCCUCGCGAAAUUAGGCGUCAACUCGUAUCGCUUCUCCAUCUCUUGGCCAAGGAUCAUCCCCAAAGGCGGUCGGAAUGACCCUGUCAACGAAAAGGGUCUACAAUUCUACGACAACCUCAUCGAUGAGCUGCUCAAGUACAACAUCAAGCCCAUGAUCACUCUUUACCACUGGGACCUCCCGCAAGAGCUUCAAGAUCGGUACGGCGGCUGGCUCAACCAGGAGGAGAUCGUCAAGGAUUACACCCACUACGCCAAGUUGUGCUUCGAACGAUAUGGCGAUCGCUGCAAGCUCUGGUUGACCUUUAACGAGCCGUGGUGCGUUGCUGCGCAUGGGCACUAUCAUGGAAAGUUCGCACCGGGUCACACGAGCGAUACCGAGCCCUGGAUCGUCGGUCAUUCGCUUCUCAUCGCUCACGCUACCGCCGCCAAGCUCUACCUGAGCGACUUCAAGCCGACCCAGAAGGGUAUCAUCGGCAUCACGCUCAACGGGGAUUGGACCGAGCCGUAUGAUGAUUCCCCAGAGAAUGUCAAAGCCGCGCAGAACAAGAUGGACGCUGCGGUCGGAUGGUUCGCCGAUCCGAUCUACCUCGGUCACUACCCGGAAUCCAUGAAGGAGAUGCUCGGUGAUCGUUUACCGGAGUUCACGCCGGCCGAGCUGGAGCUGCUCAAGGACUCGUCAGAGUUCUUUGGUGCGAACACCUAUACGACCAACAUCGUUCAGGCGGGCGGGACGGACGAGGCGGCGGGCAAGGCCAAGUUGGGAUUCGUGACCAAGGAUGGGGAGACUAUCGGAUGGGAAUCGUCGAUGGACUGGCACAGGGCUGUACCGUGGGGAGUGAGGAAGUACAUUACCUACCUCUGGAACCGCUACCAGAAGCCCAUCUAUAUCACCGAGAAUGGCUACCCUACUCCAGGCGAGUCGAGCAUACCAAAGGAUCAAGCCAUCCACGAUGAUCUCCGAGUCAAGUUUUAUGAUGGGUACCUCACCAACCUGCGCGAUGCGGUUGAGCAGGACGGCGUAGACCUGCGCUCAUACUUUGCCUGGUCGUUCCUCGACAACUUUGAGUGGAAUUCGGGUCUGAUUCCCCGGUUUGGGUGUGUGUAUACCGACUACGAGACGUUUGAGCGCACGCCCAAGGACUCGGCGUAUUGGUUGGGCAAGUUCUUCAAGGAGAACAUCACGGCGUGA